AUGGUGUUGGGCUAUACGGUUUGUGUCAUCAACACGCAGGUGAGUGUGUGUGAGCUGCUGCCCGCGGAUCGUCGCCAGCAGCAGAUCGAGCAGGUUGUGGUGUACGACCAAGGGUCCUGGUCCGUGCCUAGCGGCGAUGACUCCUUCAUCGUCGUGCUCCUGGCAAAACUGGCCAGAGCCUUUCCAGGAAGUGUGGCUCUCCUUACAGGUGGACUGCUGGAGUUCUCUAGCCGCCAUCAUACACUGUGUGAGGAAGGCAGUUCGCGGGGUCCUCUGACGUCCCUGUCGCAGCCUUGCUUGAGCGCCGUGGGGCCGACGAGGAUCCUGCCUUUUCUAUUCCUGGGCUCCCAGAGGGAUGCUCAAGACCCCGACCUGCUGGCGGCUCACAACAUCUGCUACGAGCUGAACGUCAGCACGUCGUGUCCUAAGCCGGACUUCAUCCCCGACGCGCACUUCUUGCGCAUUCCCGUCAAUGACAGCCACGCCGACAAGCUGCGGCCCCACUUCGCUCGAGCCUGCCGGUUUCUGGACAAAGUACGGGAAUCAAGUGGAUGCGUGCUAGUGCAUUGUCUGGCCGGGGUGUCUCGGUCUCCAACUGUGGCCAUCGCAUACGUCAUGCGACACCUAGGUCUCUCAUCGGACGAUGCCUACCGGUACGUCAAGAGUAAACGUCCCAGCAUAUCACCUAACUUCAACUUUCUCGGCCAGCUGUUGGAGUACGAGCGCGAGCUACAUGGUGAGGCCAUUCACCGGACAGGGGGCGCCGCUAGUGCCCCACUGCCGGAAGAAAAGAGGCCCACCAGCUGCCGUGAAGAGCCUCGCGAGGCGGAACAACCGCCUCCUCUCGUGAGACCUGCUGCGGACCCACGGUGGUCGCUGUGCCGGCUCAGCCUGGACUUGCGAGGCUGGAACACCUCCGGCAAUCGACGAGACGUGCAGCGUAGUCGAAGCUGCAACAUUCAGAACUGGCCACUGCUCGGACCGCACCCAGAGGAAGAUGCCGCCUCCGCAUUAUCACUAUCGGCUACAAACUGCCAGUACACGGAGCACCAUAAACCGGUCGAAGAAGAAGGGGUUAUCCUGCGCAGGCGACAGAAGGCAGUUGAGCCACACAAGGACACUUGGAGCCAUGACAGUGCUUAUAGGUCUCUCACCCUGGAAGACAUGGCUGAGCUGGAGGCAGCGACGACGGGUGUGGAUGCUGAAGCUUCUUUGUGUUCCCAUUCUCCUCAUCUACAAAUGAGUCCCCUGAGCCCUUCUGAGAGCCACUUAUUGCAGGACUUUGCCUCCUCCCCACCAGCAGAUACUGGCUGCCCUGCAGAAAACCCGUGGAGUCGGUCAGUUGAGCUAGAAGGAUCCCACGACUCUGGCGUCACCAGUGCAUCAUCCAGUUCUUUCUGGGGCACUCCAUUGCGGGCGCCAUCAUGUUCCUCCUCUUCAUCUUCUACAUGCUCGUCCACUUCCUCUUCCUCCUCGUCUCUGGCGGCUCAUGCCGGCAUAUACGGCAGCGAGUGCGGCAUCACCAGCUUCUCUUCGUCACGAGCACUGCCACGUGCCCAAUCUUGCCCCGUCAUGCUGGGCAGCUGGCUGCGCAGGGCCUCGAGCCUCGACGAGUUUCCCCUCUGUUCCUCGUCACACGCGGCUGCGCUAUCACGACCACGCAACCGCUACAGUUGUGGCAGCCUGGAGGCCGUGCUCGGUGAAGGGGGCAUUUCGGUGGCCGCCAUCUCGGUGUCCUCACUGCGUGAAGCCACCGUUCGGCGCCAGACGCCGUACUCGCGCCGCUCAGCCAGCCUCAUCCCGGUCUCGUGACGGCGGCCCGCACCGCGACCGCUAAGCCUAACGAUGGCUGUGGCAGUGUCGCAGCGAAGCCUCGCCAGUGACGUGGCCGAACUGCUGCUGGCGGCUGCAGCCGCCGCGUUCGCCUGGGCACUUAUGGGACUUGCGGCUCUUAUCUAAUCGGCACCAUCCGUGGAAAAAAAGGGGGGAGUGGUUGCAGAAAACGAGAAGUGGAGUGGACGGUUACAGGUCGCCAGAAAACCAGUCCUUGUGUGGACAGUCACAGACAACUUGAAUCAAGGGCAUACUUGUAUGUUGGGACCGGAUUUCUGGUCAGCGGAGUCAUAAACUCUGUUGCCUCUGUGCAAAUGAAAAUGACUGAUUGGUGCUGUACUCUUCUGCCAUGUGGAUUAUCGCGUGAUAACAAGUUAAACCGGCGCAUGUUGCAAGGCCAAAGUCAAAACGCAGUGAUAGUGUGCUCGCUGCAGGGUCCCAUGGUGAAGAGACACUUCUUUGUUCAGCCACUGCUGUGGUGUUGCAGCAGCCCUAUUUGCCCAGAAUGCUAAUAGUUUCUGCCUGGCUAUACCAGAAGACUCUGAGGGACAGUUCCUUGACCUCAUACUUAUUGCUCUGCAACAGCUGCCCCAUAACUUGGAAUGCCUGCUUUCCCGAUGUCCUAACCACAUAUUCUUCUGCUGUGGCUUCUCUGCAGCUUCUUGAGAAUUGCUGACCAGUCGAAACCUUAUCCAUCUAAAGCACGCCAGAAUAUUUCAAUUUGAUGCCCGCAACUUGAGGGCAUAAUGUAAAGUGACACGACUUAAAGAGACCACCCCUUGCACCAAAUAUUGUUCUUGUCAUGUAUGUGGCAUGGCAUUAGGCUUGCAAACUUCAUAUAUUGAUACAUAAGACUGAGCCUAACGAUAUUAGAGCAACAUUGAUCAGGGAUAAGUGCUUCUUCUCAAUAGUGUAUUGUAUUUUUGACUGCUUUGAUGAGAUGAUUGCCCAUAAAAAGGAUAGCUCAUGAUGGCUAUGCAAGUUUGUGCUAGAAAAGUGCUGUGACGGUUGCCACUAAAUCCAAAGAACUAGUGGUCUGCAAGUAUAAAUCUUAAAAUCGUAAGGUAAAUAUCCACGUCUAUCAUAAGGAUACUGCUGCAAUAUGAAUGGGCUAGCCUGCAGUGCAACACAAGGGAUCCCUUUUGAUGAUAUUGCCUUUUUCUGAAUACCUUGCUCCAUCUGAGUUGUGCCCCUAAAAGUUUUCCUAUUGGCACAAAGUAGGCUUUGGGAGCCUCUCUUCUUGCACUUUGGCUUCUCUGGAAUAGCCUACUGAGCCACUCUUACCAGUGGGCUCGACGAGACACGAAUAGGGCAUAUUUGAUCAGAUGUGGCAUUCCACAAAACGAAAUUCUCUCUAGCAAAAGUUUCAAUGCCGAGAGUACGUGUUGGUCUAGAUCUGGGCCUGCUAUCUAUUUGCUGUUGAUGUCUUUCUAGGCACACAAUAUUUCUCUCCCUGACCAAGUGAAUGCCAUUCGUACUUUUGCCUACUCUUCCCGUUCCCAUGGUGGCAGCACAGGAGGGGCAGCCUUUAAGGAAUCACAGGCAUGUGUGGCAUGUAUGUCGAGACACAUUUUAUGGAUGUCUCUAUGAAUGCAUCGCUCUCGCUUUUUUUAUGCGUGCCUAUUCUCCUGUUUUGUAAACAUUGUCUCGUCAGAUGAACAAGUGGUUUUCAUCUUUAGUGUGACUGGGGUGCACUAAGAAGGCCUCUUUUACUGCUGCUCCAAAGACGUCUUGCCAAAGCUGCAGUGGCUCUUGGCUUACCUGAUGGGGGAUAGUGUUCACACUUCCCCGACAAUGUACAAAUCGUUCUUCCUUAUCUUCACCAAAUAAACUUUUUUGUUUGUUCGUAGCAUGUAGCGCACUUGUUUUCUGUCAUGGCAUUUGCCUUAUCAAGACAGCAGGCUUCUGUAGUGCUAGCAUGUAGAGAUCUAUCCCCGAGUGGUAUUUAUUGAAGAAAAAAAUAAGAAACUAGUCGAGCAAGCUUAGGAGCAUCUUAGACCAAGCUGCAAUCUGUCUUCCUAUAUAUAGUUACACUCCGCACCCACCGAGGGAGUGGUGUGUUUUUCCUUUUGUUCUCAUCUUUCUUGUUGUUGUUUUUGUUAGUGAAAGAUUGCACACAUUGUCAUUAUGUAUAUUGCAUGUGUGUGCACAUUGAGAAUGUUCUGUGCUUAUCGAGUCUGCGACGGCCAGUUCUUUUAUGUGAUUUUAAUGUCGGGCGCAAGUUAGGCUGCAAAAAGUUGUAAAUGCUUUGAAAUGCGCCAACGUCACAGCCAGGGCAUUGAGUCAAGCAGCAGCACUUGGCUGAUAUAGGCAAACAUAAAAUUUAUUUUUAUUUUUAUGUUUGGGAAACCUAUAAACAGAGCCCACCAGCUGCCAGAGUUCUGUGAAACAAAUCCAACUUCAAAAAGCUUCAGCUGCAAGCUUUUCCUGUCCAUGGGACAAAAAUGUGCAAAGCAGAGAAAGUAUUAAACAUAGUGCUUAAUUUUUUUUUUAAUUUUGCCUGCGUGUGACAUCUUCAUCGUUUUUGUCUUUAAUUCCAAUGUUGUGUAAAAUAUCUACAUAUUUGUCAGUAAUGUCAACUAUGGCUGUUAGUAUGGUGUGUUGCAAAUAACCUCUAUGCCCUGCCACACCAGUCACUUUUUAGCAUUUUGCGUGACUCUGUUUUGUUGAUUGAUUGAUUUGUGGGGUGUAAUGUUCCAAAACCACCGUAUGAUUAUGAGAGACGCCGUAGUAGAGGGCUCCGGAAAUUUUCACCACCUGGGGUUCUUUAACGUGCACUCAAAUCUGAGCACACGAGCCUACAACAUUUCUGCCUCCAUCGGAAAUGCAGCCGCCGCAGCCGGGAUUCGAUCCCGCGGCCUGCGGGUCAGCAGCCGAGUACCUUAGUCACUAGACCACCGCGGCGGGGCGGCUCUGUUUUGUGCUAACCACUGAUGCAUCGAUUCAGGCACAUUUACCGAAACUGCGAGCUUUUCAUAGGUACAGUGCACAACCAUGGUUGUAUAUAUUCUCCGGUGUAUUUUUAAAUAAGGGUGUCAUAACACACAACACAAAUAUAUUAGAGACACAUAGCAAGAAAGGUGCAAUUAGUUUGCCCUCACUGAUUACCUCUUCAACUUUUCAUGCAAAUGCAUUUUAUUGUACAAAGGGAAUCACAGCCUACACUGUUAAUGAAAAUCUGCAACAGUUUAUUAAGAUUUGUUAAAUGUACACAAGCGUACAGCUUGUCUUUUAUGUUUGGCAAACGUUGUACCUCUUGGUAAUUCCUGACCCACUUUGUUUAGGUUUUCAGAAUAUAUUAGCCUUUCAAACAAAUUUGUGAGAAAAAUAAAUUGUGUGGUUUUGCUAUUUUUGAAAGUAUUGCUUUUAGUUCUUGUUUUGCUGCCAUUGCAAGUGGUAAACGUUCACGUAAGCUUCUUGUCUGCAGGGUUUGCAGUGUGCUCACCUAUAAAACCAUUCUUGUCUCUCUCUCUCUGUAUGUGCUGCAGUUGAACAGAAUAAAAUGAACUGCUUUAGUUGCAGGAACCAGUAGUUUGCCACGUGAGUAGCGAUAACACUGUUAUCUGCAUCAGACAGGUUAGUGCUUUGAUAGGCGAGCUAGCUGGUACAUGAUAAGCAGAACACAAAAUCAGGCACUCGUCUCUAUUGUCCUGUCUAAUCUCGCACUUUAAUUGUUUUAUUUGCAGACAGUUCAACACUACAUUUCUUACCAUCGAGAGUGACGGACAGUAAAACUGCGUGAGACUUGAUUAUACAUAUCUACCUAGAAUGCUGCAGCUUGUUAGCAUUUUGUACAUCCAUUGGAAGCAAAAUGGGCUCUUUGAUUUAACAGUGGUGAGCUUAAGUUAUAGUAGUACUUGUGCGAAAAGCAUGAUGAUUAGGCUCAAUACGCAAUAAAGAAACACGUAAUGUGUAAAAAAUGUGGGUGAACGUACUUGAUUCAUCACCACCAGUGUAAAAGAUAAAAGUUCCAAGUUCUUAGUGUGUACCACUAAUCAGUUCUGCAUUAUAUUCAUUUGAGCGUCGAUGCUCAUGCAACGCAUGCACGAGAAAAAUAUCUGACACAUUUUCUAUGUUAUUUCUUGGUGUAAUGUAUUGCUUCUUGCGUCCCCAACUGAAUGAUUGGACACUUUCAAGUGAAGAAGCAUGGCUGACAGAACUGUGAAUGUGUUACUGUAGGCAACAUCUGCUGUGCUUCGCACUUUUUCUUGCUUGUUGCACUUAUUGUAGCAGUGCCAUCUAUGAACCGUGACGCCAGUCUUCCUUUGUUAGACGUAUGGUCGGACGACACCCGUGCAAUGUGUGCUUAAGACCUAAGCGUGCCCUACACAGGCAGCGUACUACGCAUGGUACUCCUUGUGUGCAAUCAAAGCUAUUGCGGACGAGGGGAAGGGUCGCCUUGGUCAUGUCGUGAAACAUUUUCCUCAUAGUGUGUGCAUUAUUUACACCUCUGGUCAAGUUUUUCUUCCUCCAUUGCACAUACACGCAAUGUUUGCCUAGUGCCUUGUCAUGUGUGUCCACUGACCUUGUAUAGCGCUAACUGCCAUCGGUGUCUGUAUUGUGCACACUGUAUGGAAUGUGAAGUGUGCAUCGCUCCCUCAUUCCCUCUGUAAGCAUGUGGCGCUUGUAGUGUUGAUGUCUGUAUGGGAAUCACAAAAAGAACAAGCAUAUCAACCCUCAAAAUAUUUUCUGAACUUUGAUUUGACAUGUCGUGGGUGGGCACAUUUGGCUGUCGAUGCAUUGCCGAGUGUAGCUAAUGAUAAACGUACAUGGUAUACAGAAGCCGGCUGUUAACGGUCUGCGGCACUUGGCAGCUGCAUCACACGUCCAGUCAGUCAUGAAGUACUGGCCUGGCGAGCCCAUGGUGAUAUUUAUCUCUGCGCUGUCUACUGACAAGCUGCUGUUGUCGAGAGUGCUGCUAUUGUGAUUGCAUGGCCACAGCCACCUCAUACAACUUUUGAUAUAUAUAUAUAUACAUACGCGCGUCAAUACGCGUCAUACGAUCGUCAAUAUAUAUAUAUUAUAUAUACAUGAAAUCCCCAGAUACAACUUUAAAAGUUCGGUGCAUUUUCUCCUCAAAGGUUAGUCCACAAAAGUCUGCACCAGUGGUGGGCGUGCAAUCCAGAGUGACUCCGCCUUCGAAGAACAUUGCCGAAAGCAAGCCUUUUCUAGUCUCAGCUGCCUUGUUUCGGCCUCUUAAGCAGAGCCUUUCCGGACUUCUGAUGUUGUAUCCAACUGAAAAGAUGCCCGCUGCGUGAGCCGAAAAGCUGGUUCGCAGCCCGCUUCUUCUCUCCACAGUAUGACUGCCAGCUGCGAGCUCUUGUUUCGGCGGCCCUUCGAAACCUUUAUGCCUCCAAGAACGCAUCAAUAUCCAGAAGGCAGCGUCCGUCGUCCGCCCUAAAUGCUGCGCCAACAGUUAUGAUGGCGUCAAUGCUAUCAUAAGCAUGCACAGGGUUCCCCGAUGUGGAGGAGAGGUGAAUUUUCGUCGGAGCACUCCCCUCCCUAUCAUGUCAAUGGGGCUAACUUUACACCCCCCUUCCUAUAAUAUGUCAAUGUAUGGAGCCGACUUUGUGCCCCCCUCUCGAUGCGCAAGCCUAUCGAUUCUAUCGUAAGUAAUGACGGCUUGCGCACUUCGUGUGGAAACUGCUCAGAAUUACGAGGAACAGCCCUCUACAAAUGAAAGGAGUGACGUCGUAGGCAUCUUUCUUAGUAAAUCUAGGCUACCGACAGCAGAUGGUUUGCCGCUAAUGUCGAAGACUGCAAUUUCGCAACAUGUUCCCGUGGUCCGUAAUAUUUUUUCGGCCGCCUGUACAUUGCUUUUGCAGUUGCCUUUUGUGAUAUGCCAUAUUCUUAUAUGCAUUGGUCACCUUUCGUACCUGGCUGAUAGUAUAGCUGGGAGAUCUUUCAUGUGUCGUGAGCAAGUGACAAAGCUGCAGUUCUUUUUUUUUCCGUUGAACUACAGGAGAGCUGUGCUUGUGUUGGACAUGUUACUGAUCGCUUAUGUGAGAAAUAAAGAACUCGUGGCUUCCCUGA
Rhipicephalus microplus (southern cattle tick) is the source of this 7866-nucleotide messenger RNA. RefSeq lists its product as uncharacterized. Gene Ontology annotation, cellular component: cytoplasm. NCBI's taxonomy places the organism in Eukaryota, Metazoa, Arthropoda, Arachnida, Ixodida, Ixodidae. The record is from RefSeq and is a predicted model, not a curated record. Gene Ontology annotation, biological process: peptidyl-tyrosine dephosphorylation; negative regulation of MAPK cascade. Gene Ontology annotation, molecular function: MAP kinase tyrosine/serine/threonine phosphatase activity; protein tyrosine/threonine phosphatase activity; MAP kinase tyrosine phosphatase activity.